Seriola aureovittata is the source of this 4896-nucleotide messenger RNA. RefSeq names its product sorting nexin-6. The record is from RefSeq and is a predicted model, not a curated record. The transcript is spliced from 15 exons. Bases 319 to 1428 code for a protein of 369 amino acids. Gene Ontology annotation, molecular function: phosphatidylinositol binding. NCBI's taxonomy places the organism in Eukaryota, Metazoa, Chordata, Actinopteri, Carangiformes, Carangidae.
GUACUGUGCGUCUUUUAUGGCAUCACUUGUAAGUUCAGCGGUUGUUUACAGGCUUGUGAGGUUGUAAGGCUGACAGCUGGGCAACUGAUUGGACCGUUAUGCCACUUUUCCUAUGUGGGUGUGUCGAAGGACCAGUGUGCACUUUGACCCAGAGGAUAUCCUGUGCCUUCUCAGCAGUUGGAGUGUGAACGCACUAAAGCCUACAUAAGACAAAAGAGCUUUGCAGCUUUAUGCACUUUUAUCGAGAUAAAAGGAGAUUUAAGAUUUCUACAAAGCAGAUAAAAGACAGACUGGAAACAUUAACUUACAAUCUUGACAAUGAUGCAAGAGGUCCAAGAAGUGACACCUCCUCUGAGUGUCCAUGGUCAUAACAUCAAGGUAACGGAGGCGCUGAAAGACGGGGACACACUUACCUUUCUGAUUGUUUCUCAAAAGCUGUCUGGGACAGGGGAGUACCAUGUGGUCCGGACCUAUGAGGAUUUUGAAUGGCUGCAGCAGCACCUGUUUUCUGAGGAGGACGUGCCUGGGUUACAGGGAGUCAUAUUUCCUCCUGUUCCGGCAAAGGCUCAGGUGAAUGCAUCUGCCAAGGUCAUGAAACAGCUUGGUUUCCUUGGCUUGGGAGAGUGGCAGCCGUACUGUAAAGCAUUGGAGACUUUCCUCCGGCAGGUUGCUUCACACAGCAUCCUCAACAAAAUUAAAGCUGUGGAGAUCUUCCUCACUAGCACAGAUCCUCCAGGCAGACAAAGAGUAAGGAAAAACAUUUUCAACCGGCUGAGUCAAGCUGUGGAAGGGAUGAGGAAAGAAGGCCAUAAGGAUGUGGAUGAGUUCUUCCAAACUGAACGUGACCAGAACCUCAUCCUAACUGGCUACACAAAGAGCGCAGCCGAGAGAUUCCUGGAUGUGGUGCUGACCCAGCAGAAAAUAGCAGUGGCCUGUGGGCACUUCUCAGCUGCUCUGCAUCUCUGUGUGGAAGCAGGGGAGGAUCCUGACAAACAGGAUUUUUCUAGGAUCUGUGUGAAAUUAUCUGAAGUCUUUGAAUCUAUGAAGAAAAAUAUGAUGAGUGUUGCUGAGAACAAUGUGAACACCCUUGGGCUGGGCCUAGACCUGGAGUCACGCUACCAGGAGGCAGAGAAGGAAAUGCUGUUCAGGAGAACCUGUAAGCUGGUGGAGUUAGAGACUGCCAGGAGGAACGCAGAGAAGGCCAAACCUGUGAAGAAGACUGCUAUGGAGGAGGUGAAGAAAGCGGCAGAGACGGAGUUCGAUCACAUUUGUGGUGUCGCUAAAAAGGAGAUUGUGCGGUUUGAGGGCGUCCGUGUGGAGAUGUUGCAGCAGGCUCUGGUUCAGUGGUGUGAAAAGCAGCUCCUUACAGCCAAAGAAAGUGCUGACCAGUUCAACCAGCAUCUGCAAGCCUUCAGAGGGAUGGCCUAGUGACCUCACUAGCAACUUCCUAAUGAAGCAUCCUCAGUAUGUCUAAACAUAGCAUGGGGUAACCCAAACAUGUCCUUCACCCUGUUGUGCUGUAGCCUGAUGCAUUAUUGGACUCAGUUAUAUCCAGAAUGAAUGAAGAAAUGUAAGUGAAACAGUAAGAAAACCUUCCUCAUAAUUAAAACGCAUCCUUAUAGAUUGUAUUCACACUUGUGCACACACACAUAAACAAACACCUAGUUUUCCUCAAUCUCUCCUCACUCAUACUCUUCCUAAUAAAGCCCCGGUAGAAAUGAUCGUUUGGAGAUCGUAGCAGGGGUAUGUCAUCUGCUAAGGCUAUUGUGUGUGUGUGUGUGUGUGUGUGUGUGUGUGUGUGUGUGUGUGUGAGUGUGUGAGUGUACAUGUUCUAUACUACACUCAUACAUUUGUGCUGAGAACGUAUUGUGCUGCUCUGUAGCCACUACAUCAGCCGGGGUCACACAAAAUAAAGUGUGAUGAAUUGAUUCCCAAAGUACCUGCUUGCCUUUGUGUGUGUUUCUUACUCCUGGAUCAUUAAUCAGUGGGUUUGGCUGCUCCUGCAAGGACAUGGCAACAAGGGCACUGUGCUGGCUUAUUGUUUGGCUUUUGAAACUAUCUUGGCUUUGUGAAUACCAUAAUAAUGUUAAUAAUCUGUCUAAGAAUCAUUCUAUUUUCCUUUAAGCGAGAUCUGGCAUUAAAACUAUGACACACUUAACAGAGAUUUUCUGCACAUAAGCACAAUGUCAUCCUCCCCUUCCCUGUCUUCUGAAGACUGUAGGUCCAUAUCUCAGCACCGCUGCGUGCUUCAUCUCAUCUGUUCCGGCCUGUAAUCUCUCCAUUGGGUGAAUAAGGAGGAAUGGUUCCCAUUUGAGCGAAUGAGUCAGAGAGAGAUAGAUGACUGGUCUCGUAAGAAGAGAGGAUAGAGAGGAGGUUGGGCUCAUUUGACAAUGAAGGAGUAGGUAAAUGGCAGUACAUACAUUGCCAAGAGCAUGUUUAUAAUCCGCCCAAACAGAAUGAACUGUUGAGAGGAAUUGUGUUAUAGUCGUUGGUUAGAAUGUAAAUCUACUUGCUCUUUGGAUGACUCCCCUAUUUCUCUGAUGGUUGUGUAACCUGAUAUAAUUCCUGUACCUCAUUUCUUGUGUGUACUGCUCCUCCCGAGCCUCAGAUAAGAUCCCACAAUGCUUUUUUAUUUAACGUAUUUAAUCUCUCUUUGAUCUUUUUGUAGAGGUGGUACACAUACACAGAGCAGAGGCUAUAAAGAGACUAAGGGUCUCAAGCAACGUUAGUGGCUCUGAGGCUGUAUUUAGGCACAGUGGUACUCAAAGUUAAAUGCAAAUGUCAGGCUCUUUUGAGAUAAAGUGUGUGUUUUACAAGACACCUGGCCAAAAAUGCUAACAUGCCUCUUAUAAGCAGGUAUGAUGCAUACCAUAUUAACCACCCUAUUUUAGUGUGUUAACAUGCCAAUGUUUGUGCACCUGAGGUAAAUGGAAACAUCAUUAAUUUUGAAAGUGUUUAGUCAUAAACCAAAGUAGAGCCUUUUUCUCCACACUCUAUGAACUUCUAUCCCAAACGUAUCACCUAAUUCCUUGGAAAAGCAAAAUUUGUGUUCAUAUCGAAUCACCUGCUAGUCGUCACUGAAAUUCCAGUCUGUCUGUUUACACUCCAUUUUAUGUUUUGGAGGUAGUAACAAAAAGACGUUCACUCUCCUUACAGUACACACAUUUAUUGAUCAUUAAAUCUAGCAAUUACACCAUGCAAGUUUUGUACUUCAUCUUUGUGGUUUAUUGGUUUUAAUGAGGCGCAGUAAAAGUUAAAUGUAAGAGGUUUAUGGACCAUUUUUAUGAUUCUGUGGUUUUACCUCUUCUUUUUUUAUAUUCUACCUCUAUUCAAAAGCUUCUAUGUACCUGAGAAAAACACUGUGGACACUGAGAGGUGGGGGAUGAUGAACAAAAUGCAUUAUGCUGCACUUACACUAAGAAAUACAAGUGUAAAACUCUAGGAUUCUAUAUAUUGUAUCAUUAUCCUUUCUGCUAUUAUUCAAAGCUGCGAUGUUCCUAUCCCUGCUGCUUGUCACUGCAUUAUACCAGAUCAACUUAACAACAGAGAAGCCGCAUUUCUAGUGCUUUCAUUGUGGUGCUGCAGAAGCUAACUAGCACGCAUGGUGAGUGCAUAUGGGCAAACACACACACACACACACACAUACACACACACACACACUAAUGAGAGCCCAUCUCAACUGCUGAGAGUAUGACCCAGAUCAAGGACAGGAAGAUCAUGGCAACGCUCUGUUUGCGUGUAAGUGUCUAUAUGUGUGUGUGUGUGUGUGUGUGUGUGUGUGUAUGUGCGCGCGCCCAUGCCACUGAAAACAUGCACUUAUAGCUGAUCCGCUAAAGUAGCUCAUUACUGGUGGAAAGGCAGCACUCAGCACACCGCCCUAUGGCCUGACAAGGACCGGUUUGUCAAGUGCAACGUUAAGGCAAUAGCUUGUCUGAGCAGACAGUGUGACAAGGCCUUUUGACUCAGCCAUCCCAAUGAAGCUGCACCGCACUAGUUUGAUGACUUUGACAGUAUGUCUCUUAGUCGGUCAGAUGACAAAAGAAAUGCGGAGCCAGAUUACAUCUGAUUAGCGGCUUUAAUCAGUGUUUACACAGGAGGUGUUUUAUUGUUGCUUGUUGAUUCUCUGGUGUCUUGAGUCAUAAAUCUCCACUGGGUGAUUUACAUUUCUCUGUGAGAAAUGCAUGAAUGAAUCUUGGGUAACAGAAGUCACAAUAAUUGAAGAGGGCAUGUUUUAUCUUGACAAAAAAAAAAAAGAAUAAAACAAUGCAUUACAGGAUAUUUUAUUGGAGACAGAUAAUUCAUCUUCUCCAAGAAAAGCAUCUGACUAACUAUCAAAGAGUUUAAUGCAAAAUAAAUUCAACAUAGGCUACAUGAGAUAUUACAAUUUUUGUAAUUUGAUUAAUACAGCAACUGUAUGUGAUGGCAGUAAUAAAUCAGAAAUUCUCUUUUGUCUCUCUGUGACUAGUCCCUGGAUUCCCCCCUUCAGAGAUCCACAUUUCUUUUCUCCAUCUUCACAGCCAUCUCUGAUAUCUUUGAGAAUCUGUGACUCCUGGGAAGCUGCAAGAACAAAAUUUGACUACAGAAUACUAAUAUGAAAGUUUCUCCUUUUCGCACUUUGCAAUCGAGACUUGGCAUCCCUGUCAAUUACACCAGCCUUAAAAUAAAAUAAAAAAAAGCAAAAAUAAAAAACACACUCUGAGAGCCUUAAUCCUGGAUUCACUUGGUGAACACAUGGUGCUCGUGUCAUGAGGUGCAAGGCUUGGUUGUGCUCUAUCACAAAUUAGUGAGCAUGCUGCAGCUGAGUCGAGUCAACCCAAGGUUGUUGGCACCUCAUUAAAUCUAAUCACUGCCGUACACAGAUUAUGACUCAUUAAAAGUUUGUAGGAUGGAGAAUGA